GGGUCAAGAAAGGUCAAGGACGACUGCAGGAGGGUGGUUGUCAACGAAGCCGUGAACGAUUUACAUGACUGAAAAUGUGACGUUGUCCGGUGAAUUGUCUUUUUCAUCUAUAAAAAUGGAAAAAAACAAAAAUCAUUCGUAGUAUUGUCAGGAUUCAUUUCAAAGAAAAUGUUUCCAAACGUCGAGGAAUUUCACUACCUGGACGUGAAGAAGUUCAGCGGUCACAAAGACGAGGUCAAUACUGUUGCCUUUUCCACAGACUUUGAGAUGAUGGUGACAGGAUGUGAUGACCACAGAGUCCGAGUGUUUAAUGUCCAGACUGGGAAACUGGUGUGCAAAUUAAAGGGGCAUACAGGUGCAGUGAAAUCCGUUGCUGUAGCUUCAAACAGCAAGUGCUUUGCCAGUGCCUCCUAUGAUAAGACCAUCAGGAUCUGGAGAACAAGAGAUGCGGUUCUGCUUCACGUCUUACAAGGCCAUACAAAGAGUGUGGAGUGUAUAAUCUUCUCAUUUGAUGUGAAAACCCUGGCAUCUGGCUCCUGGGACAGAACUGCCAUGUUGUGGGAUGUGGAGAAAGGGUUUCCAUUACGCAUAUUUGAAGGACAUGAAAACUUAGUGCAAUCAGUUGCCAUAUCAUAUAAAGGAGAGUGGCUGGCUACAGGUUCAUGGGACCAUACAGUAAGACUAUGGACACUACAGAGUAUAGACGGCUCAGAUGAAGUCACUGUGCUCACGGGACACAAAGGCAAUAUACAUGGAGUGGCUUUCUCCCGGGAAGGAAUGCUGGCCUCCUGCUCUUGGGACAAAACCAUCCGUUUGUGGAACCCCAAAACUGGCAAACUGUUCCAUGUGCUGGAAGGACACAGUGGUUGGGUCCAGGCGGUCAUCUUCUCGCCUGACAGUUGCUACCUGGCCAGUGUGGCCGAUGACGAGACGGUCAGAAUUUGGGACGUGGUGACUGGACACUGUGAUAAGGUUUUAGAGGGAGAGACAGACACUGCCCAGCACUGUGCCUUUACAUCAAGUGGAAUAUUGGUGGCAUCAGGUGCCGCUCAGGUGACAAUGACAGCUGCCCCACGAGUGUGGCACAAUCUUUCUAAUGAGGACACAGCUGAUACUGAUCACACUACAUCUACACAUAAAACUCAGGAGACAUAAACUGUGACAUGGUGUUGACAUGAUUGUGACAUUGAAGACACUACAUCACUAUAUCAACAUAUAAAACACAGGAGACAAACUGACGUGUUGUUGACAGGAUAGUGACAUUGUAGGCACCGCUUCUACAUCAACAUAUAAAUCACAGGAGACAAAUUGACAUGUUGUUGACAGGAUAGUGACUUUGAUGACACUGUCAUGACAUCAACAUGUAAAACACAGGAGACAUAGACAUAAACUGUGACAUAUUGUUGACAUGAUUGUGACAUUGUUGACACUAGUGAAGUGUCAACGCAGAAAAUAUUUGUGACAUGGGAAAUGGCUUAUACUAGUAGAUGCUGUGUUCAUGCAUGUAUAAGAGUCCUUUUCUCAUUAUGAACCUGAAGCAAGUUUUCCUUCAGGAACUUAAGCUUUGAACAGUUACAAAUCUACGCAUUAUUGUUGUGUUUGCAAACUUUACUUUUAAUAAAAUUGAAGAGAAUCAAAGAAUAUAAAAAGGAACCAUCAAAUUAUCAAGUGAAAUUUUACUAUUUCUUUUAAUUGAAAAAUAUAUGGAGGAAAAAAAUGGUAAAAUUUUAGAUAUUUAUAUAAU
Lingula anatina is the source of this 1744-nucleotide messenger RNA. RefSeq lists its product as uncharacterized. NCBI's taxonomy places the organism in Eukaryota, Metazoa, Brachiopoda, Lingulata, Lingulida, Lingulidae. The record is from RefSeq and is a predicted model, not a curated record. Gene Ontology annotation, molecular function: protein binding.